AUUAAGAUCACGGGUUCCGACCCUAACGAGCUUGCGGAAAAUAUGUGAGCAUAUCUUGGCGGGCGCUUGAAUACCAGCUACCGCAAUUCGCUCAAUGCGGUAGUGAACAGUAUGAGCUGAGCUUAACAUGUGUCUUCCAAUACUUAGUGUUUGUGCCGCAUGGAAAUGCGACGAAUCACCACUACGCUUAAUGAGCUGAGGUUUUUGCCAAGGCAAAGGAGAGUCGUUGUGAUUUGUGCGCGCCGUGGGGCUUGGGGAGAUGGGCGUCAGCAAUAUAGAUGGGACUUUGGUCUUACGGGGGGCGAUGCAUGGAGGGAGGGAGGACUCGAUUAUUUCGGGGGUCGGAUUACUGCAUAGUCCUUCUUCUUGGUCGUCCUUCUCUGCUUGCUUCGCCUCCUCCCAUGCAAUGUACCUAUGUGCAAGAAUUCUUCUAGUUUUCAUCUUGCUCUCCUUUACACCACACUUUUUUUCUUGUUUUCUCCUCGUUUUAAGCGGUAUUUCUUGCAACGUUGUCGUUGCUUUUCUUUGCGCGUGUACAUAUCCUGUGUUUGACGGAUUGUGUAUGCUUAUUUUCGAUCAAAGUUUACAAGACAAGAGAAGAGAGAUAAACCAUGUCUCAACCCACUAUCACGGUAGGACCCGAUGGAGACUUCUUCCGUGGUCCACUGUCGACGCUGUUCCAGCCCCCCGCCUCCUGUAGUCUCUAUACGAUAUGGGAGUUUUCAGAUGUAAAUUAUCUGUGGAUGGCCCAUGAUAAGUUCGUCCCCUACCAUGAUCCGAAUUGCCUGCCGCCGCCAAACGAAGGAGUCGAUCUGAGCAAGACGGAGAGUUGGUUUUCGUACUAUUAUAGUCCAGGGAUAUGUCCGCAAGGAUGGCAAACAGCAACGACCUUCACAUCCUCGUUCCCAGGUUUCAACGGCGUGGAUGGUCUGAAGCUGGGUUCAGAUACUUCGGCAGCAUUGUGUUGUCCAAGCGGCUUCACAUACACCGUCUCGGAUUGGGGCCAAGGCAAUCUCUGCGGCUCAAGCAUCAAAAGCGGCCAGCAAGUCGCAUACUUCUGGCCAACAGAUUCCACCUCCUACUGGGACCACGGCCCCGUCUACACAACGACAGUGACCGACCCAACCUCCGUCCUCGGCCACGGCAUCCCCAUCUGGUGGCAGAAAACAGACGAAGCGAUGCUAGCUUCGGCGGCGCAGGCUUCAACCACCAUGAUCCCGCCUUCGACGUCCUUUUCUACUACGUCGCCGCCAAAAUCAAGGUCAACCAAGACGGGCCCGGCAGCGACUGGAGGAGCGGAUGCGGCGGGCGCUGGUGAGGAGAAGGAUGGGUUAUCUGUCGGAGCUAAGAUCGGGGUCGGGCUUGGUGCAGGCGUUGGGGUUAUAGCUGCGCUGUGUUUUAUUCUCUUCCUGUUGCACCGCAAGAAGCAGCGGAAUAAGACUAGCGAGUACGCGGGCGUGAAUCAGGAUGUAUAUGCUGGGUCUCCUGCUGCCACUGACGUUGCGGCGGAUGUUACGAAUAGUGCUUAUAGCACAGGAGCGGAUAGUGGAGUGGUGCCGCCGUCGUACCACGAUCAGAAGGUCGUGUAUGAGUUGAGGGAUAGUAGAGAGGUGGGGGAACUGGAUGCAAGUGCACCGGUGACAAGGCCCGUGACGCAUGAGAUGCCUGCAUGA
Periconia digitata is the source of this 1673-nucleotide messenger RNA. NCBI's taxonomy places the organism in Eukaryota, Fungi, Ascomycota, Dothideomycetes, Pleosporales, Periconiaceae. The record is from the annotation of a GenBank genome assembly.